UGUGUGUGUGUGUGUGUGUGAGCUCGGGGAGCGCAGGCAGCAGGGCUGAGAGUCUCUCUCUCGAGCCGGAGAGCUCACACACACUUCUCUGCAGGGAUGAUGAGGGGAACCACAGAAACACACUGACAGAAUGAGGCUGAAAUGAAGGCGUCCAUCCAUCCUCGUUGAUCCCCAGUAUGGCCGCGUGAGGAUGAAGGGGCUCGUCCGGGAACAUGUGUAGCGUUCAUUACAACCACAGUCUGGCGGCCAUGAGCAGCGGGGACAUCAUGGCCUAUUCCCUGAGCCUGGAGCAGAAGACGGCCUUCGCGUUUGUGGGGAUGUUGCUGGUGUUUCUGGGCUUGUUGAUCGUCAGGUGUUUCCGGAUCCUGUUGGACCCCUACAGUAGCAUGCCGUCCUCGAGCUGGGGCGACGGAGUCGAGGGGCUGGAGAAGGGCACGUUUGAAUACGCCCUCACCUGAGAACGCCGUCCAUGAAUGUACAUUUAAGCAUUUGGCAGACGCCUUUAUCCAAAGCGACUUACAUUGCAUUUCAAGGUACACGUUUACAUUCUUGUCAGUUCUUGCUUUCCCUGGGGAUCGAACCCAUGACCUCGGUUUUGCAAGCGCCAGCGCUCUACUGUUUGAGCUACAGGAAAGAUCAAAGCCUUCGCCAUAAAUCAUAAAGGCUUCACUUCAUACAGGGCCGACACUAAACGACUAACGACACUAAACGAAAACGUAAUGUCAAUGAUGCAAAUGAAAUGGCCAAAGACGUCAACUUGAUGCGGCGAUGGAUCACGAGAACGCGUCCUGCGUGAACGUCCUCAAGCGGAGAGAGAAUUCAUCAAGAUCUCCUACGUCAUACGCAGACCGUGUUUUUGUCUUGUUUUCCAGGAAAAAUACUGCAUCUAAACAUUCUUAAAUCAAGAUGACUUAAGAUAUUAGUAAGUGAUUUCUAAGAAAUGCUGUUAAAUUUUACAGGACUGAGCAGCACGACACACUAAUAGCCAAUCAGCAGUAGGGGGCGUGUCUACUCAUGAUGGGGGAGGAGAGAUUGAGCCAAUCAGCAGCAAUAGGGGGCGUAUCCAUUCAUGAAGGGGGAUGAGAGCGAGUGAGCCAAUCAUGAUUAGGGGGCGUGUCCACUCAAGCAAGCAAAUUUUAUUUAUAUAGCACUUUUCCAAACAAAUGAAUGCAGUUCAAAGAGCUUUACAGGCACAACAAUUAAAAGCAAAAAAACAAAAUAGAGGUAAAGUACAAGAAAAAAAAAAUAAAGAAGGGGAGGAGAGCGAGUUAGCCAAUCAGCAGAGGGGGCGUGUCCACCCAAGAAAGGGGUGGAGUGAGAUUGAGCAAAUCAGCAGUAGGGGCCGUAUCGACUCAUGACAUGGGAGGACAGAGUGAGCCAAUCAGCAGUAGGGGGUGUGUCCACUCAUGAUUGGGGAGGAGAGAAAGUGAGUAGGAGGGAGAUUUAAAGAAAGACUGUAGAAAGAGAGAUGGCUGAGAGACAUUACAACAAGAAAUAUUUCAGGCAAGAGUUUUAGGACACGCGUUUUCCAGCGCUGAGAGCCCUGAGCGGGAAAGCCUGAUAAUGCACCCAGAGGUUUCGUUGUUUCUACUCCAUACAUGAGUAACAUCUUCAGUCAUUUUUGCUUCUUCAGUAAAUGUAUCUUGAUUUAAGAAUGUUUAGAAAUUUGGAAAACAAGAUAAAAAAAAAAUGAGGAAGGACAUAAUUAGUUACAUAAUUUUACAGUGAAUUUGUUGUAUGAUGUCACAUCAUUUAGCCACUGGGCAUCUCAGGGAAGAGGAGAAAAGACUUGAAAAGAACACAAGAUGGCACAUGUGUGAGGAUGUAAACACAGUAAUCUCGCCCUUUCAUUCAUGCCGUCCGCCCGUUGGGUAUUGAAGUACGUUUGCGGCCUAACUCUCCUAUUUACUGUGAUCUAUAACUCACAUAACCUGCUGUUUCUGAGAAGCAUAAAUCUGAAAACAUCUGCACAGAUAUGAAACCACAGAGACUUUGAGAGGGAAAAUUCUUGGUAACGCUUCCUUUUAUAGUGCAGUUCUUAAGUGUACUUACAGUAUACUUACCUAGAAAGUACUGGCUAAUACUGCCAAUAUUAGUACAGCUAUACUGCUAAUACAAAGCACUGGUAAGUACAUGGGUUAGGGGUCGGUUCAGGGUUAGUACCUAGUUAUUACCCAGUAAAUGUAAUUCCUAUAAUAAGUACAUAGUACAUGGGUAACAGGACUGUAAAAAGAAGCGUUACCAAAUUCUUGAAUGUAAUGUCUGAAAUGGUGACACACACCACCUCCGUGUUUGUUUGUUUGUGUGACAGAAGGGUGUGUCACAUGACGACAGCAGUGUUUGUUUGUUUGUUUGUU
Messenger RNA from Pimephales promelas (fathead minnow), 2357 nucleotides. RefSeq names its product cortexin 2 (gene ctxn2). The record is from RefSeq and is a predicted model, not a curated record. Lineage: Eukaryota; Metazoa; Chordata; Actinopteri; Cypriniformes; Leuciscidae.